UGUUUCUGCCCCCAAAUCUGCCUAACAUCAUGUCGUUUACCUCGAACCCUAAUAGCCCCCCAACUGAUGGGUCCAAAAUGAUGGGUUCAUGCGCAAAUUCAAAGUCCUCGCCGGCCCUCCACACCCCGGCCGCUCCACGGCGGCGAUGGCGAUACGGCGUAUACUUGCACUAGGGGCCGAUGGACCCCCAGCGCGGCACCGUGAGCUGCCGAGGCUUGCACAAAAGCCGCGUUCAUUUCAUAAUUUCAACUACAAGCGGCCGAUCCUUUACGAUCACCUGCCUAAAACACGGGACCCCUUGUCAGGGGACCACCAACCACGUUGGCGGUUGGUCAUCAACAGCCCGUACGAAGUACCCAUUUCUCUCCGAUCCCGACGAUGUGGAUAGAGUGGGACGGGGCGAGACAGUGUUACAGUCCGACUGGCUGCUUGCGUAUGGAGUAAAGAGAAGAACAAGUCGAGAAGGACAGAAAAGGAGGGAACAAUAUCACUGGAACAGCCAACAUCCCGCACCAACUGCGUUUCGGCCUUCUACUGACAGCGGAGCUAACCCACCGCCUGGACACUGCCAGGCAAUGGAUGCCAUCGUCCCAUACGGACACAAUAUUCUGCACGUCGAUAGAAUUGUCAGAGACUAAGGGGAGAAAAGUCUGGAGGAGGAAACCCGAAUGCGAGUCCGACCCGUACGGAAACACAUACUGCUUUCUGCUUUCCUCACGCAGAUGAGAAAAGCAUUUACGACGCGUCCCACCCAAGGCCUGGCCCUGGGUCUCGACCAUUGUACAAGCUUCCCAUGUUGGGCAGUCUACUUUGACGGCAGUCGAUCAUGUCCACCACUGAAAGUCAACGGAAACUUUCGUCCAGGC
Colletotrichum phormii is the source of this 866-nucleotide messenger RNA. RefSeq lists its product as uncharacterized. The record is from RefSeq and is a predicted model, not a curated record. Bases 180 to 638 code for a protein of 152 amino acids. The transcript has a single exon. NCBI's taxonomy places the organism in Eukaryota, Fungi, Ascomycota, Sordariomycetes, Glomerellales, Glomerellaceae.